Molecule: messenger RNA, 1762 nt
Organism: Dalotia coriaria
Lineage: Eukaryota; Metazoa; Arthropoda; Insecta; Coleoptera; Staphylinidae
Product: vanin-like protein 1
Exons: 6
Coding region: 197-1681 (494 amino acids)
Source: RefSeq, a predicted model, not a curated record
AGAAGCCAGAAGAACUUGCAGAGAUUAAACACCAAUUUAAACUCGGACUCCAUGGCUGCUACUGGACUUCCAGGCGAUUUAAUGGAUAUAUUUAAGCAGCGAUAAGAGAAUGCUUAUAAUCUCAUGGAGUGGCUGCCCAUCCCAUUAGUACAUCCUACCGCGGUACCGAAACCACACACAUUUCAACAUCAACAUCAUGUUGAAACUAACACUGUGCCUCUGCCUUUGUGCAUAUCUUGCUCAGGAAACUCAUGGGCAAGCAAUCCCAAUAGGAAGCCCGUACCAAGUCAGACUUUUUGAUUAUUCUCCAGCUAAAGACCUGACGCCACAAGAAGUUAUCCAGAAUAAUGUGCGAUACAUCGUGACCGAAAUGGACAAACCUGCUAAUCCUGAGGUAUUGAUUUUCCCUGAAUACGGAAUUACAGGCAUUGAUGCAUUGACGCAUUCAAAUAUUUCGGCAUUCGCCAUUAAAAUUCCGGAUGUUGAUCCAGGUAAGGCACUAUGCCAAGCAUUCAGUGUUGAUCCGACACUCAAUAAACUUGCUUGCGGCAUUGCCACCAAAACACCACUGAAAGUCUUGGUAGUAAAUCUAUUGGAGAUCGUGGAUAAUGAUAUUUACAACACCAACUUGGUGUUUAAUGAAAUUGGUGCCAUUCUUGCAAAAUACCGCAAAAUUAAUUUGAAUGACGCAGAAAAAUCGAUACUGAAAGCCGGUACCGAACCGGUGACUUUCCUUUCCUCGUUUGGUGUUACUUUUGGUUUGAUUACCAGUGACGAUAUCCUGCAUAAAACACCUUCACAGGUUAUUUUAAGAGAUAGAGCCGUUACGGAUGUGAUUAUGACUUCCGCUUGGCAGUCCGAGGUGCCUUUCUAUUCCGCCAUUGGUCUUCAAGAUGGCUACUCAAGGAAAAACGGAAUUAAUCUGCUUGUGUCGAGUAUCAGUGAUCCCGCAAAUUACCGAGGUGGUUCUGGUACUUAUUCUGUAGAUCCACGAGGAAAUACCGCUUAUGUACCAAGGGUCCCUGGAAACCAGGUCGUCUCUGACAGACUCAGAGUCCUUGAGCGACAGUUACCGGAACGCGCUUGCAGUGAACAGAUUAAUCCUAGAUCUCUGGGUAAUCUGACUGGAAGGGUGUCAGACAUUAAUGCUCACAAGACAAAACCCAUGAGCAAUACAGAUCAAUAUGUCGCCAAAUCAAUUCUGGGCACCGACGCUAGUAAGACUUCCUUUAAUGAUGAAUUCUGUAAAGGUAGGGUCUGUUGCAAGUUUGAUGUCCAAUUUGCAACCGAGAUAUACAACAUUAAACCUGUGUACAAGGCUGUGGUUUCUGACUCUACGUGCGGUAUCAUCGCCUGUGAUAAUGACGACAGCAUCGCAACCUGUGGAAGUCGAGACAACGAGUUAAGCCGUGCUGUUUUCAAUAAAAUCACCAUUGAAGCAAAGUUCGAAGGGAAAUCAGCAUAUCAAUACUUGCCGGUAUCUACAAAUUUGGACCUGAAGAAUGUCAACUUCAUGUUUUGUGAUGGAAGCGCUUCGAUGAAAUUGGAAGUGGUUUCACAAACGGGACUGGUUUAUUUAGGUUUUAUCGGUGAAACAACCUCGGCGGGUCAAUCUAUUGCUAGUAUUAGUUUGCUUGCAGUUGUGAGCAUUGUUUUGGCGGUGUUCAAAUUAUCUAGUUAAGUAUUGUAUAAAAUUUCAUUAAAAUUGUCAAAACAUUAAGAUAAAUUUUUAAAUACAAAUAAACGUACUUAAUUCAUAAAA